Messenger RNA from Alnus glutinosa, 610 nucleotides. Its product is annotated as UDP-D-apiose/UDP-D-xylose synthase 2-like. The annotation marks the transcript as partial. The record is from RefSeq and is a predicted model, not a curated record. NCBI's taxonomy places the organism in Eukaryota, Viridiplantae, Streptophyta, Magnoliopsida, Fagales, Betulaceae. The transcript is spliced from 5 exons.
CUUCUUGUCUUAUUAAUUACAGCUGGUGGUGCAGAGAAUGGUCUCGAGUUCACAAUUGUGAGACCCUUUAACUGGAUUGGACCCAGAAUGGAUUUCAUACCCGGCAUUGAAGGUCCAACUGAGGGUGUUCCAAGGGUUCUAGCAUGCUUUAGUAAUAAUCUCCUGCGGUGUGAGCCACUCAAGCUUGUGGAUGGGGGUGAAUCCCAGAGAACUUUUGUUUAUAUAAAGGAUGCAAUUGAAGCUGUUUUGUUGAUGAUUGAAAAUCCUGCUAGAGCCAAUGGUCACAUUUUUAAUGUGGGCAACCCUAACAAUGAAGUUACAGUCAGGCAGCUUGGUGCAAUGAUGACUGAGGUUUAUUCGAAGGUAAGUGGGGAACCUCCUCUAGAAGUACCUACUGUUGAUGUGAGCUCCAAAGAAUUUUAGAGUGUGGGAUAUGAUGAUAGUGAUAAGAGAAUUCCUGACAUGACCAUAAUCAACAGGCAGCUUGGUUGGGACCCCAAGACUUCGCUUUGGGACUUGCUUGAAUCGACACUGACCUAUCAACAUAGGACAUACGCUGAGGCUGUCAAGCAAGGCAUUGCAAAACCGGCUGCCAACUAAAGCCAAAGGG